Lobosporangium transversale is the source of this 1331-nucleotide messenger RNA. RefSeq names its product ATP-dependent RNA helicase FAL1. The record is from RefSeq and is a predicted model, not a curated record. Gene Ontology annotation, cellular component: nucleolus; catalytic step 2 spliceosome. The transcript is spliced from 5 exons. The coding region runs from base 38 to 1231 and encodes 397 amino acids. NCBI's taxonomy places the organism in Eukaryota, Fungi, Mortierellomycota, Mortierellomycetes, Mortierellales, Mortierellaceae. Gene Ontology annotation, molecular function: mRNA binding; ATP binding; RNA helicase activity.
CAGAACUCUUCUUCCAUCCAGUAUCGACAAGCACAUCAUGUCUGGCAUCAACAGGAAGCACGACGACAAGCUCGUUUUCGAGACUAGUGAGGAUGUUAAGGUUGUUCCCACAUUUGACUCGCUUGGAUUAAAGGAUGAUUUGCUUCGCGGAGUUUACGCUUACAAUUUUGAACGCCCUUCAGCUAUCCAGCAACGUGCCAUUAACCCAAUCGUUAAGGGACGUGAUGUGAUUGCUCAAGCACAAUCAGGAACAGGAAAAACAGCCACCUUUUCCAUCUCCAUCCUUCAAUCGAUUGACACCUCAAUUCGUGAGACUCAGGCAUUGGUCUUGGCACCAACCCGUGAGUUGGCGAUCCAGAUCCAAAGUGUCAUCCUUGCGUUAGGGGACUAUAUGAAUGUACAAUGUCAUGCUUGCAUUGGAGGCACCAGUAUUGGUGAAGACAUUCGUCAGCUGGAUCAUGGACAACAUGUCGUCGUAGGCACGCCAGGAAGGGUCUUUGAUAUGAUUCGUCGACGCAACCUCAGAACACGCAACAUAAAGAUGAUGGUCUUGGACGAAGCAGACGAGCUGUUGAAUCAAGGAUUUAAAGAUCAAAUUUAUGAUGUAUACAGAUACCUACCACCAUCCACACAGGUCGUCAUCCUCUCGGCUACAUUACCUCAUGAUGUACUGGAGAUGACUUCUAAAUUCAUGACAGAUCCCAUCCGUAUUUUGGUCAAGCGUGAUGAAUUGACCUUGGAAGGCAUUAAGCAGUUUUUCGUCGCUGUAGAAAAGGAAGACUGGAAGUUUGAUACGCUCUGCGAUCUUUACGAUACAUUGACCAUCACACAGGCUGUCAUCUUUUGCAAUACCCGCAGAAAGGUUGAUUGGCUCACUACCAAAAUGAGAGAGGCCAACUUCACAGUGUCAUCCAUGCACGGAGAGAUGCCUCAAAAGGAACGUGACGCUAUUAUGCAGGAGUUCCGCCAAGGUGCAAGUCGUGUCUUGAUUACAACAGAUGUAUGGGCUCGUGGUAUCGAUGUCCAACAAGUUUCACUGGUUGUUAACUACGAUCUUCCAAGUAAUCGUGAAAACUAUAUUCACCGUAUUGGUCGGUCUGGUCGCUUCGGACGCAAGGGUGUGGCCAUUAACUUUGUUACGCAGGAUGAUAUCAAAAUUUUACGCGAUAUUGAACAGUACUACAGCACACAGAUUGAUGAGAUGCCAAUGAACGUUACUGAUUUGAUUUAAAGUAAUGGUCUGCGGCAUGGCGAUACAUAUUACGGUGUAGAAAGAGUAGACAUUCUUAUUUGAAUUGAACAAACUAUAAAGAAAUAAUUAUGAUUUGUUG